Cajanus cajan (pigeon pea) is the source of this 1597-nucleotide messenger RNA. Its product is annotated as putative WRKY transcription factor 53. Gene Ontology annotation, biological process: regulation of DNA-templated transcription. Gene Ontology annotation, molecular function: DNA-binding transcription factor activity; transcription cis-regulatory region binding. The record is from RefSeq and is a predicted model, not a curated record. Lineage: Eukaryota; Viridiplantae; Streptophyta; Magnoliopsida; Fabales; Fabaceae. Gene Ontology annotation, cellular component: nucleus.
CGUAACCCCUUCUUGUGCAAAGCAAAGCCUAUUUCCAAUUUGUCUUGUACUUGUUCUUCCAAACCUUUUGCUUCUUCUGCCACCACUAAACCCGGGCAAUCCCAUGUUUAAUUUAGUUUAGGCAUAUUUGGGCUUUGUCUUGGUUCAUGACAUAACUUUUGAUCACAAUCACAUGGCACGCCAAUCACGGGGUUGAACAUUUACAUAACAGGAGUCACCUAGGUAACAAGGCUUUAUUGGUUUCGUGGUUACAUGGGAGAACCAAAUAGCAUCAUACAUGAGCUACUACAAGGUUUGGAGCUGGCAAGGCAGCUCCAAGUGUAUCUCCACAUGCCUUCUUCCUCCCAAGAAACCCGUGACCUCUUGAUCCAGCAGAUCAUAUCCACUUUUGAAAAGGCACUUCAAAUGGCAAAUUGGAAAGGACCAGUGCCCGCCGCUGCUGCUGCUGCUGCUGAGUCCUCACAACAUCCCCCAGGGAUUCCAAUACGAAUGUCAGACUCACCUUUGAGCACGAGUCCCCGCAGUGAAGACUCUGAUAGAGAUUUCAAGGACCAGGACCAGAAUGCUUUCAAAAAGAGAAACAGUUUGCCAAGAUGGACAAAACAGAUUCGAGUUACACCAGGAAUGGGGGUGGAGGGGCCUCUUGAUGAUGGAUAUAGUUGGAGAAAAUAUGGCCAGAAAGACAUCCUAGGUGCCAGGUACCCGAGGGGCUAUUACAGAUGUACCCACAGAAACGUUCAAGGCUGCGUGGCCACAAAGCAUGUGCAAAGAUCCGAUGAAGACCCCACUAUUUUUGAGAUCACCUACCGAGGGAGGCACACAUGCACAAUGGCCAACAACGUUGGUGCUUCAUCAGUUCCACUAGAAAACCAAGAACCAAGUUUGAACAACACAAACCCUCAGCAGCAGCAGAAUAUCCUGCAGAGCCUUGAGCAGCAUCCAAACGAACUACUUAUGAGCCUUCGGAGAGGGUUGAAAGUCCAAACAGAGAACCUUGAUUCCCCAGACCAAUCAUUCCGUUUCCCUUCCUCAACAGACAUCAAAAUUGAAAGCCAGGUUUUCCCAUCCCCUGUGAUUGAAAACACCUAUGCUGAAAAAUUCAGUUCCCCUUCCUACAUGUCCCCUGCUACAUCGGGAAUAAGCCAAUUUUCGGUUUCUCCAAGUGGGGUUAACAGCUUUGGAGGGAACCCAAAUUUGGCAAGUUCGGGGUCUCAGAUCAAUGACAUGAUCCCUGCCACUACUUCAGCUCCAAACUCAUCAACCGUUGGUUUAGACUUCCCUUUUGACCAGUUUGAAUUUGAUGGUCAGAACUUCACAUUCGAUAACCCACGAUUUUUCUCUUGAGAAUAAUAUAGUAUACUCAAUUCAGAGAAGAAUCAGAAUAAAAGACAAAAACUAAUUUUUAUUUUUAAAAUGUUAGAAUUAGAAGCAUAUGAUGUAAGUCGAAAGACAUAAGCAGGUGUGUAACAUUCUAGAAUUAUAUGACCCUGUAGAAAAAGAGGCAAAAACAUUUCUAUGUGUGUCUUAGAUACUUGUGUCGUAGGAAUAUGUAAUUCUAAUUUUGCCUAGUCAAUAAGAAUUUUCCUUUAUCAUUAGA